UUGAUAACCUGAAAAAACUGCUAAAGCUGUUGAAAAACAAAAGAACACUGGAUUUUCAGUUGAAAUGGAUGUUAAUAUACAUUCAAUAUCAUCUGUUAAGGAGCAUUUAAAUAACCUUCUCCAAAUUUAUAAUCAAUUCAAGUUUCUGACGGACUCUUACAUCAUUGAGUUUUUUAUAGAAAAACACUGGAUGAAACUUCCAUUAAGAUGGAGGGAAAUUCUGGAUAGAAUGAGCCCAAGCGGAUUUGCUAAAGAGAUCUUUGUCUCAUCAAGUUGUGUUUCAACUGUUUUGCCAUUAUCUCUAAUUGCGUUUAAAGCAUGUUGUUUAAAAUUAUCACUGUCAAGAUCAUACAAUACUGAACAAGAUACUGGAGAAUUUUGUCAUUCAAAUCCAAGUCAAAAUAAACUUUUGAAGCAUAUAUUCAGAAAACACGUUAAUCCGAAAAAGCAGCAUGAAAUAAGGAAACUAUCAAAGAUAAUAACUGAUGUUGCAUCCAAAGCAAAAGUUUCAAAAGUUGCCGACAUUGGUUCAGGCCAAGGGCAUCUUUCAAGAUUACUUGCCAUUGGACAUGGAUUUGAUAUUACAUCAAUUGAAUCAGUUGAGAAGAAUGUUGAUAAAGCUAAACAAUUUGAUGUAGAGUGUAUUAAACAAGUGUUGAAAGACAAUCCAAAUCAUUAUCAGACAUUGCCUAAUCAUGUAUUACAUCAUAUCGAUCCUUUUAUAUCUGAAGAUUCUUUUUUCAAAUUGUUUAUUCCAGAGCCAAAUACUAGCAAUGAUCCUCCUAUUUUACUGUCAGGACUUCAUGCUUGUGGAGAUCUUAGUUCAACAAUGUUACAUAGUUAUGUUGGAAGCGAAAAAAUAACUGCAUUAGUUUCGGUUGCCUGUUGUUAUAUGAAAUUAACUCAGGAUGUCGAAAGAUGUAGUGUAAAAUCAAACCGAAUCGAGUCAAAAUCUGGUUAUCCAUUAAGCAAGUUUGUUCAAUGUAUAAAGGAUCAUAAUCUUUCUUACAAAAGCAGAGAGAUAUCAUGUCAUGCCAAUGAAGUCUUUGCACAAAGGCUUCAAACAAAUUGUGAUCAUUUAAAAAUUCAUUGUUAUCGAGCAGUUUUAGAGCAUAUAUUACGACAAAAACAUGCGGAUAUGAUUAGAAUUGGAGUGCAAAUAUCUAAGAAGGCAUAUCUGAAAACUUUUCAAGAAUAUCUUGAUCUAUCAUGCGCAAAAUUAAGUCUUUCCCCUAUAUCUAUAGCUAAUAAUAUUGAAGUUUCAUCAAUGCUAUCAGAUUGGGGUAAAGUUGUUCUUUACUAUGGUUUAUGUUUAAUGUUAGCACCUAUAAUUGAAUCUAUAAUAUUGCUGGAUAGGGCUGUUUAUUUGUUUGAAAAUGGCUUGGAUUCAUCGAUACCAUGUAUUUUCAACCCAGAACUGUCGCCAAGGUGCUUUGCCUUGAUUUCAACUAAAUCUGUGAAAUACGAUCAAGGAUAAAUUCACAACUAGUUUAUAUAUGUGAUCGCGAAUCAAGAACACAUGCUUCUCAGAAAGUUGGGAGAUAUAUUGGCUGUCACUUAUCAGAGGGUGUGUUCUGAUCCUAAUUUUAUUGUUUUUUAUUACAUAAAGAUCCUAAUAACUAUGCAAAUAAACUCUGACUCCAUUUUAGCAGUGAAGAGGCAUUUGGAAGCCCUGCUAAGAAUAACGAAUUAUUAUCAAAACUUCACCGAUACUUAUGUUGUUGAAUUUUUUGUCGAAGAUCUUUGGAGCAGGGUUCCUGACAAAUGGAGAGAAGUUUUGGAUGAAAUGACUUCAUGCGAAUUUGCCGAAGAGAUAUUUCAACCUACAUUGAAUUCUAUAUAUUCUAGAGUUUAUCCACUGUCCUUACUUUCGUUUAAAGCUUGUUGCAACAAACUGCAAAUACCCAGACAAGUAGUUGGUCUUGAUAAUUCAACCACAAGCCGACAGCAACAUAGUAAAUUGUUCAAUUAUGCUAUGAAGAAGCAUAUUAAUAUGAAAAAACAGCAUGAAUUAAAGCAACUUUGUGAAGUGAUUGUUAACGAGGCUGCAAAAUCUGGUUCUUUACAUGUGGUGGAUGUUGGAUCUGGCCGUGGUCAUCUGUCCAGAUUACUCUCUAUUGAGCAUAACUUUAAAGUAACAUCUAUUGAAUCUGAUGAUAAAAAUGUUGAAAGGGCAAGAGUCUUUGAUAAGCAAUGUCUUGAAUUUGUUUCAAAAACUGACUCGAAUGCAAUUAAAAUUUUGCCCACGCACAUAACACACCAUGUUAAACGUUAUAUAUCGGGAGAUGAAUUUGUGACUCUGAUCAAAACAGAUUCCUCUAUCAACAAUGAUCGUAUAUUACUCUCAGGACUCCAUGCAUGUGGUGAUCUAAGUCCAACUAUGAUAUACACAUUCGUUAACUGCAAGGAAAUUGCCUGCCUAAUUUCAGUCGCUUGCUGCUAUAUGAAAUUAAGUGUCGAUGAAUUGGGAACCCAAAAGGCAGAACCUCAUUAUAGCGUCGAAGGGGAUAAAUUAGGAUAUCCAAUGAGCAAAUAUGUGGCUUCUAUGCAAAACCAUCAAAUCAAAUUCACCAGCCGGAAAAUUUCAUGUCAUAGCAAUGAGGCAUUGUCUGAAAAGAUGCUCAGUGAUGGAGGACAUUUGAAAGUUCAAUGUUAUCGGGCUGUAUUAGAAUAUAUUUUACGCAAAAAAAAUCCCAAUAUGAUAAGACCUGGGGUACAUAACAAUAACAAAAAAUCGACAAAGAAAACAUGCUUGUCAAAGUUUGCAGACUAUUUGGAGCUUGCAUUUAAUAAACUUGAUAUUCCUGUGCCAACUAACAAAGAAUUUGACAAUAUUCACAUUAAUCAAAUGUUGUCCAAAAAUCAUAGAGUUGUAAUAUUUUAUGCUUUGUGUUCAAUGUUGGCUCCUUUAAUUGAAAAUAUCAUUCUUCUUGAUAGAGCUGUUUAUUUGUAUGAAAAUGGAUUUGAUUCUUCAGUUCAAUGUAUAUUUGAACCCAAAAUUUCUCCAAGAUGUUUUGCUCUUUUCGCAAGUAAAUCAUGAAUGUUUAUGCUUUUCACUGUUGACAUUGUUGCUAAUCAUUUUAUGAACAGUUAUUUGUUUUUACUUCCUUGUUGGCUACUUUAUCUUAUCAUGAAUAUAUAUAUAUUUUUAAUAUUUAUAUGCAAUCUUGAAAUAGAUGAAAUUUUUAACAACAUUAACAAGGAUUUUAAUACAAAAUUAUAAGCCAGUAGUGGUAUAAAUAUUACAAGGUUACACGGUACAUCAUAAGCACUGAAAGGGUUGAUUGUCAUUGUUGACGUAAACAAGCAAUAUUAUUUCUACAUACUGGAAGAGUUACGGUAUUUGGUUUCAAAUUGAAUUUUUUCUUGAUUACAGA
Styela clava is the source of this 3377-nucleotide messenger RNA. RefSeq names its product methyltransferase-like protein 25B. Gene Ontology annotation, molecular function: rRNA (adenine-N6,N6-)-dimethyltransferase activity. NCBI's taxonomy places the organism in Eukaryota, Metazoa, Chordata, Ascidiacea, Stolidobranchia, Styelidae. The record is from RefSeq and is a predicted model, not a curated record. Gene Ontology annotation, biological process: rRNA modification.